Molecule: messenger RNA, 837 nt
Organism: Acaulospora morrowiae
Lineage: Eukaryota; Fungi; Glomeromycota; Glomeromycetes; Diversisporales; Acaulosporaceae
Source: the annotation of a GenBank genome assembly
AUGACAUCCCCAAGUAUUAACAAAGAAGACAAUUCAAAGAAAGAAUGGGUUUUCAUUGAUGAAUCGGACGCCAUAAUUUCACCAGCAAAACAAUCACACAACAAUAUCUCCUCGGAUUCUAACAUUACGAUCACAAUUCCUUUUCCACCCCAAAUAAAUCCCUUAGAUCUCAUAAGACGCAACAAAAAUGGUCAACUUCUUUCCCGUGCAACGAACAAAUUCCUAAUUUAUCGUAAUGAGUAUUCAAAGGAACUUCAAUCUUGUGGUUAUAAACUCUCUAUGCGAGAUGUUUCGCGCAUGGCCGCAAAAUCCUGGAAGUUAGAAUCUUCGGAAGUAAAAAGGAAGUACGAGGACAUUGCCAGGGAGGUUGAGAAGAUUCAUGUCAAAUUAUCCAUGCCUGCCUCUCCCUAUCCUACUUGUUACACUCGAAAGUUUAUGAAUCAGUCGAGGUUACAUCAACCGAACGAUUAUUUACUUUCAGUACCUCCUUUUUCAACGGAGUCAGCUCCGGUUCAUUCGCUUUGUCCUCAUCCCAGUUUCUUUGCUGGUGCAAUUCGCUCUCCUUCAAUUGAGUCGGUAUGUUUGGAUGCUCCGAUAAACGCUGGUUCAAGUUCGACGAUACCUUCUCAACAACAGAUCCCCUAUUCUUCGCUUUACCAUUUUGAUCAGAGUAACAAUUAUAAUCAACAGUAUGUCCCUUUUGGAUUAUAUAAUAAUUCCUUGAAUUUUCAAAUGUCGGAUAAUUUACUAUUAAAGACUUCAACGGAGAAUAAUGCUUCAAUCGAACAUAACGAUCUAACGAAAUCUCUUGUAAUACAAGAUCUUAUGUUUGAAUGA